This is a messenger RNA of Drosophila obscura, 301 nucleotides long. RefSeq names its product peptidyl-prolyl cis-trans isomerase-like. The coding region runs from base 16 to 297 and encodes 93 amino acids. Gene Ontology annotation, biological process: protein peptidyl-prolyl isomerization. The transcript has a single exon. The record is from RefSeq and is a predicted model, not a curated record. Gene Ontology annotation, molecular function: peptidyl-prolyl cis-trans isomerase activity. Lineage: Eukaryota; Metazoa; Arthropoda; Insecta; Diptera; Drosophilidae. Gene Ontology annotation, cellular component: intracellular membrane-bounded organelle.
CUUGAACACUGGUUGAUGGCAAGCCAUCACCCGCAGCUUCACCGGAAGGUUGGGCAGACGCAAUAUUGCUUCCAGCUGAAGCACACCGGCACUGGCAUUCUGUCGAUGGACAAUGCGGGUGCCCACACCAAUGGAUCCCAGUUCUUCGUUUGCACCGUGAAGACCGCUUGGUUGGACAACAAGCAUGUUGUCUUUGGCGAGGUGGUUGAGGGCUUGGACAUUGUCAAGAAGAUUGAAUCUUUUGGCUCUCAGUCCGGCAAGACCUCCAAGAAGAUCAUGGUGGCUAACUGUGGUUAGCUUU